AUGGCUGUCUGGAAUAUGGCGCAGAAUCUUCGUGUACGCUACCUUCAGAUUGUACACCUAAUCCCUUUCACAAUGACCACCUUAGCAGGAUUAAAAAGUCAUGAUUCUAUUCUUUCAAAAUUGGAUACAUUUAAACGAAAGAAAAAAGCUCGUUUAGAAGUUGAAGAACUUACUAAAGAAAGUCGUCAAGCCAUUGAAAUGGCAGUGAGUGCAUUGUCCACAGAUGAUCCUAAACAAUAUCAAUUAGAAGAAGGACAAGAACGUUCAUUCAUUGAAAAAUCCUCUCAAAAUUCUGAAAGUGUUAAAAAUCUACUGGAAAAAUUAUUAACAUGGAUUAAUAAUGAACUCUCUGAACAACGUAUUCUUGUCAGAGAUAUUCAAGAAGACUUAUAUGAUGGUCAACUUUUACAAAAAUUAGUUGAAAAAUUAGCCAAGAUAAAAUUAGAUCAUCCUGAAUUAACACAAUCCGAGAUUGGACAACUUCAACGUUUACGUGGUGUUUUACAAACAGUCAAUGAGAUACUUCAUGUUUCUGAAAGUUGGGCUAGUCAACGAUGGACUGCUGAACGUAUUCAUCAGAAGGAUUUAGUUGCUAUUCUACGUCUACUGGUUGCUAUUGCUCGUCAAUUCGAACCACAAAUGCGAUUUCAACCGGGUAUUUUUCUCACUGUCAUUAUUGCUCGUAAAUUAAACGGCAAAUUGGAGUAUCGUUAUGAAAGAGAAUACAUCACGGAGUUUACUGAAAAACUACCUGCUGGCAAUCCACUCGAUGCCAUCUCUGAACAUCAUAUGGUUUUACAAGCUGUCGUGGCCUUUAUCAAUGCGUAUUUAGAACAAGUUGGCUUCCAUGUGACUGAUCUCUCCAAAGAUUUUAGAGAUGGAGUUUUACUUAUCCUGUUAAUGGGUCUUAUUGAAGGCUAUUUUGUACCAUUUUAUGCAUAUCAUCCAACACCGACAACAGAGGAUAUGUGUCUAGCAAAUGUUAAACUAGGCUUUGAAUUGAUUCAAGCCGCUGGAAUGGUUGAACCACCAGCAAAACCUGAAGAAAUUGUAGCCGGUGAUACAAGUGCCAUCUUACGUGUACUGUAUGGUAUUUAUUCGUAUUGUGCACACAUGGAAGAGGAUGAACAACAGCUGCAACAACAAUACCAACAACAAAACCAACAGCAGCAGCAACAACAUCGGCAUGAAAUAACUAAUAUCCAUGAACAAGAUGAAAUUGAUGAAAGUAAUAGAAACACUAAUAUGAUGAUUACUGAUGAUAAUGCGAGUAAUGCUAGUCCAGUUGUGCAGAGUUGGGGAACAACAAACUUCUUAUGAAGGAAGCAUAUAGACACAUAUAUGGAAUGCAUCUUUUUGACUACCCCCAAACACAGCUGUGAUAUUUAUUUGACUACAAUUCACUUUUACUAAUUAGUUAAUUCAUGACUUAAUUAUUUUUUUAAUUUUAAUAGUUUGCUUUUAUUUCUAACCCCACCCGCCGCCUAAUUAAUUUAAUAUUAUUCAAAGGGUAUUUUAUUCCAUUACGAUCUUUAGUUUCUAUUUUUGUUGUUGUUUUUGCUUACAAUAAUGAAAACAAGUAGGGCAACAACCAGUGUCUUCAGAUUUUGUCUUUCUUUGGUGCUGUUUUUUUUUGAUUUUUUGAUUUUUAUUGAUUUCAUUAUUUUUAUGAUAAUCUCAAACUUAGCGGAAGUACCUUCUUUCUAAGCAUUCUGCAUAUAUAUCUUAUCUUCAAGUGCUCUUUUCUGUAAACGCCUUUUGAUUUUGUCCUGUUUUGAAGAUCUUCUUCAUCUGAAGUGUGUUCAUGAAAUGUUUGACGAUUGGCGGAAGAUUCACGUGUCACCACAUUCCUUUUAUUAAGUUGAGUUAAUGUUGUCGCUCUUUUCAGCUUUUUCGUGAAUGUAAUUGUGCUAGGCUUAAUAACUUGUUGGUAUAUAAGUGUAAACGUACAAGGUUCUUACUUUUGAUGACAAGAAGUCAUCGAGUGGUUUUUUUUAUUCGCUUCUUAAUUUAUAUUUUAUAUAUUUUGGUAAAGUAGUUUUGGCGGAUAGAUUUGUGUAGUGUGCUUAAAAAGAAUAAACGUAAAUUUGAUGGGGAAA
Messenger RNA from Trichobilharzia szidati, 2099 nucleotides. Lineage: Eukaryota; Metazoa; Platyhelminthes; Trematoda; Strigeidida; Schistosomatidae. The record is from the annotation of a GenBank genome assembly.